Messenger RNA from Branchiostoma belcheri (Belcher's lancelet), 3571 nucleotides. Its product is annotated as Bloom syndrome protein homolog. Gene Ontology annotation, molecular function: four-way junction helicase activity; 3'-5' DNA helicase activity; ATP binding. Lineage: Eukaryota; Metazoa; Chordata; Leptocardii; Amphioxiformes; Branchiostomatidae. Gene Ontology annotation, biological process: DNA replication; double-strand break repair via homologous recombination. The coding region runs from base 222 to 3323 and encodes 1033 amino acids. The record is from RefSeq and is a predicted model, not a curated record. The transcript has 15 exons. Gene Ontology annotation, cellular component: cytoplasm; chromosome; nucleus.
CUGCAAAUAAUGGUGACCCCCAAACUUUGAACUCUGGGUCAGGAGGUCAGAAGGCAAAGUUCAACUUCAGAAGAACCUCUGGCGGGUCGAGUGCAAAAUCCCCCGGAAGUGCAAUAAAAGUUCCUCUCCAGUUCACCGAUUCUCCUCACGUAUCAAAAGAGAGGAAAGUAUCGCAUCUUGAUAGCAGUGAAGAAAGGGCUGGUAAAGGAAAACCUGGCUUUAUGGCAACUCCAUCAUCCUUUAGCAAAGUGGGGAAUAUGAAACCCAACUCAAAUGUAAGCCCUGGAUGUCUGAACCAAGCCAGCAACGCAACACCUUCAACAAACUCCACGAGUAAGCCUGAUUUCGAUGGUGACUUUUAUGAUGACAUACAUAUACCCUCCUCACAGAUCACACCAUUUGCCAAGCCCCAACAACAAAAAGGCAAUAGUAACACCUUAAAAGGUACAUCCAAGAACUGGGGUGAUGUAGAGGAUACAGUUGAGAUAGAAGACUCAGAAAGUGAGAUUGAAGAUCAAGAACAAGUGACUAAAGAUAAUUAUCCAGAGGAAAACAAUGAGAUUGAAGACGAAUACUGGGACGUUGACGACAUAGGCUUAGAUGAGAUUGAAAAUGAUGGACUGAGUCUGUACGAAAGUGGCCAGUGCAGUUCAAAACAGUCUACGCAUACUGAGAACGUUGGUGAACAACAAAAGGGCAACGCACAAGCGUUCCAGCCGCCAUUUAAAACGCCAACACAUACAAUAAGCAACAGAAGCAGCACUAACAAUCGCACCAUGGAACAUACAUUUGAUGAUGAGAGUUUUUGGGGAGCGGAGGAUUGGGAAGAUGAGAGUUUGGUGGAGAACAGUCGGUCCAGAACAGAGACCAACAGAACUGCUACAUCGUCUGUGAAAAGUAGGACUUCUGGUUCGGCCACUACACAAGCAAGGAUGGGUGCUUCCUCGUCCAACACUGGACUUGCAUCAAAAGGUCCUCAGAGCCAGGCCCCCAAACGUCCGGACCCAAACGCAGAGUUUAACGGAACCCACUUCCCCCACUCCACUCGCAUGACCAGUCUCUUCAACAAGGUGUUCGGUCUGCACCGCUUCAGGACCAAUCAGCUCGAGGCUUGUAACGCCGCCCUGCUGGGGAAGGACUGCUUCAUUCUCAUGCCCACAGGAGGAGGGAAGAGUCUGUGUUACCAGCUCCCUGCGAUUGUCAGCGGUGGUGUCACCAUUGUCAUCUCACCUCUCAAGUCACUCAUUCAGGACCAGGUCUCCAAACUUAACGGUUUAGAGGUGCCAGCAUCUCACCUGUCAGGUGAGUUAUCCGUGCAGGUGGCAUCAGGUGUUUACACAGACCUGGCCAGGAGGACACCUCAGACCAAGCUCCUGUAUGUCACACCUGAGAAAGUUUCUUCCAGUGAGAAACUCCUGUCCACACUCAAGAGCCUGUACCAGAGAGGGCUGCUGGAUAGGUUUGUGAUAGACGAGGCCCACUGUGUGAGCCAGUGGGGCCAUGACUUCCGGCCGGACUACAAGAAGCUGUGUGUGCUGAGGAAGAGUUUUCCUGGUGUCCCCAUGAUGGCACUGACCGCUACAGCCACACCGCGUGUCCGGCGAGACAUCCUACACCAACUUGGCAUGACUGACCCCAGAUGGUUUGUACAGAGUUUCAACAGAACCAACCUGCAGUACUCUGUCAUGCCCAAAAAAGUCAAGUCAGCAACCAAGGAGGUCAUCGAACUCAUCCACUCAAGAUUCCGCAACAAGACAGGCAUCGUCUACUGUUUGUCAAGAAAAGAGUGUGAGACAGUUUCGGAUGAGCUGUGCAGGUCUGGUACCUCAGCCUGUGCCUACCACGCUGGCAUGAGUGACAAGGACAGGAUGCGCAUCCAGGACAUGUGGCCAGAACAUUAUAAGGUUAUCUGUGCCACAAUUGCAUUUGGAAUGGGAAUAGACAAGCCUGAUGUCAGGUUUGUUAUCCACUACUCCCUGCCCAAGUCUGUUGAGGGUUACUACCAGGAGUCAGGGCGUGCUGGGAGGGACGGAGAGGCAUCAGACUGUAUUCUGUUCUACAACUAUCACGACAAGAUGAGGAUGCAGAAGUUAAUCCACAUGGAUAAAGAAGCGACGUAUGAGUCUAGGAAGGUGCACAUGGACAACCUGCUGCGGAUGGUUCAGUACUGUGAGAAUGAGUCAGACUGUCGGCGGGCACAGCUCCUGCACUACUUCGGGGAGACAGACUUCAACCCUGAACUCUGUACCAGCGACCCCAGGACUACCUGCGAUAACUGCAAGUCUGAGGGUGCGUUUGAGAUGAAGGAUGUGACAACAGAAGCUAAGAUGGUGGUGGAGUUUGUGCGCAGCGUGGGGGGGAACAGCGGUGCCGGGAACGGCAGACGAGGCUGGGGAGUGCAGGGGUACACUCUCCUGCAUGUCACAGACGUCUUCAAAGGAUCUUCCAACAAGAAGGUGAUGGACACAGAUCACCACAAGUACCCCCUGUACAACUACGGAGCCACCUUCUCCAGACACGACGCAGAGAGACUGAUGCGUAAGCUGGUGACAGAGGGAGUGUUGGCGGAGGACCUCCACGUCGUCCCUCGUGUGGAACAGGUCGUGGCGUACGUCCGACUGGGACUCAAGGCAGACGCUGUCGUCAGUGGGAGGAUGAAGGUACACCUGGCUAUCAGGAGAGAUGGGCAGCGGGCAGUGGUGGCUAAGAACCAGGACAGUAAUGCUUCUGUGUGGGAGAAACUCUUCAUCGAACUACAGACACUGUGCAAGGACCUUGCCCAUGAGAAUAGCGUCCAGCCUCACCACAUAUUCCCGCCGCAAACCCUGCGCGAGAUGUCCCGCAAAGUGCCACGGAACGAGCACGACAUGUUGGAGAUUGACGGGGUGUCCGAGAGGAAGCUCUACAAGUUUGGGCCACAGUUUCUGGAUGUCAUUGACAACUUUGUCAAGAAUAACCCAGAAGUGACCAUGAAGCCCCAGCCCAAGCCUGCAGCAGCUGCCAGUGCCUCUCCCUACUUCCAGGGGAACCAGUACCAGUACAAGGGGAAGGGAGUGAAGAGGAAGCGGGGGGGUGGGGGCGGUGGUGCUCGGAAUAAACGGAUCAAACAGUCCAGGAAACAAGGAGGCGGUGCAAGGUUUAAGGGGAAAGGGAAAGCGACCAAGAGAGGACAGAGUAACAGUUACAGUGCAGCAGCGACCUCUACUGGUGCUUCAAGGAACUCCAGCACAGUGAGGGGAGGGGCACCGGGAAUGAUGCCCAUGCCAGCCCCUGGCCAGAAAAGGAGCUUCCUACAAGGGCAGUUUGGUUACAUGAAUACAUAAUUGUUGCAAUGGUGAGACUUCCUCCUUGUACUACAAGUUGUAGCAUUUGUCUGAUCUCCAAGUCCAAACCUAUUUUACAAAAAAAUUGAUAUUUUUAGCUGAUAGAUGAUGGUUCAUUUUCUUUAUUCACCAGUAUAAAUAAUUUUGGAAGAUUUUUAAGAUAUGUUGUGAAGAAUUAACAGGUUGAUUAUUAUGAUACUUAUACUUUUAAAUAUUUAUGAUACUUUUAAAAUUUUGUCCAUUUGGGU